Ziziphus jujuba (common jujube) is the source of this 2067-nucleotide messenger RNA. RefSeq names its product serine/threonine-protein phosphatase PP1. Gene Ontology annotation, molecular function: protein serine/threonine phosphatase activity. The coding region runs from base 622 to 1608 and encodes 328 amino acids. Gene Ontology annotation, cellular component: nucleus; cytoplasm. The record is from RefSeq and is a predicted model, not a curated record. The transcript has 4 exons. NCBI's taxonomy places the organism in Eukaryota, Viridiplantae, Streptophyta, Magnoliopsida, Rosales, Rhamnaceae.
GUAACAUGUUACUAUUGUGCGCCGGCCUCUGUUUGGGUUGUCAGACUUUGAAGGUUUCAACAAUGAGAUAGACAUGGCAGUGGGACAAACAAACAAGAUAAAAUAGAAAAGAUAGAGAGAGAAAAGAAGAGCGAAAAAUAAAAAAAUAAAAAGAAAUAAAAAAGAAAACCCGUUUCCCAAAUUUGUUUCUCUCAAUUUUCAACCAACUUUGAUAAAUCUUCAUUUUAUCUCUCUCUAUCUCUUUCAUUUCGCUUUUUCUUCUUGUUAUUUUUUAUUUUUAUUUUUUAGGGUGUUUUAUUAUCUAUAACAAAUAACGCAUCAAACAAAAUUAUUCAGUCUUUCUUUGUGGAUUACUUUUGUCUAUCUGAGAAGUUUUGGCUGUUUGAUUUUCAUUUCUACAGAUUUAAAGCCACCCUUUCUUUUUUUUCCCCUUUUUUUUCUCUCUUUCUUUUUAUCCUCUUCAGCUACAAAAUUCAUAAAUAACUAUCUUUAUUUUAUUAGAUUCAUAAUUCAAUCUGGGUUCCUUGGCUACCUUGGGUUUGUGAGAUUUUUUUUUUUUUUUUUUUUUGAGGUUGUCCCCCAAAAAAAAAAAAAAAAAAAAAAAAAAGAAAAAGAAAAAAGAUGAUGAUGAUGACAAUGGAGGGAAUGAUGGAUAAGAAUGUAUUGGAAGAUAUAAUAAGGAGGUUGUUGGAAGGGAGAGGAGGGAGACAGGUACAGCUUUCGGAAGGAGAGAUCCGUCAACUCUGUGUCAACGCUCGCCAAGUAUUCCUUUCUCAGCCAACUCUGGUGCAGGUUCAUGCUCCUGUUCGCAUCUGCGGUGAUAUACAUGGACAAUACCUAGAUCUAUUGCGGCUAUUUGAGUAUGGUGGCUACCCUCCUUCUGCAAACUACCUGUUUCUAGGGGACUACGUUGAUCGAGGCAAGCAAAGUUUAGAAACCAUAUGUUUGCUUCUGGCCUACAAAAUAAAAUAUCCUGACAAAGUUUUCCUCUUGAGGGGAAAUCAUGAAGAUGCAAAGAUAAAUCGGAUUUAUGGAUUCUAUGAUGAGUGUAAAAGGAGGUUUAACGUUAGACUUUGGAAAAUUUUUACUGACUGCUUCAAUUGCUUGCCUGUGGCUGCACUCAUUGAUGAUAAGAUUCUUUGCAUGCAUGGGGGUCUUUCUCCAGAGUUGCAAAAUUUGGAUCAAAUAAGGGAAAUUACAAGGCCUACUGAUAUUCCAGAUAGUGGUCUUCUCUGCGAUCUUCUUUGGUCUGAUCCUGAUGGUGGUAUUGAGGGCUGGGCAGAUAGUGAUAGAGGUGUUUCAUGUGUUUUUGGAGCUGACAAAGUUGCUGAGUUUUUGGACAAGAAUGAUCUUGAUCUCAUUUGCCGGGGGCAUCAGGUGGUGGAGGAUGGUUAUGAAUUUUUCGCUAAAAGAAGAUUAGUCACAAUAUUUUCAGCUCCAAACUAUGGCGGGGAAUUUGACAAUGCAGGUGCUUUGUUAAGUGUUGAUGAAGCUCUAGUAUGCUCUUUUGAGAUAUUGAAACCAGCGGAAAAUAGAGCAUCACCUAGUGGUUCUAAUACAUCCCGAGUAACUCUCAAGAAGCCCCCUAAACUUGGAAAGCACUUAUAAAAUGGAAAAAUAGGAAAAGAUCUAAUUACCAAGGCGCUUUGUUUCGGUUCGAUUAGGAGAUGGAACGAGCUCUACAAAUGCUACAGUUCGAAUUCCAUUAGCAAAUGGGCUUGAUAAGAAGGAAUUUCAGUCACGGUUUAAACCUCCAUGAUAUUGAAGCUUGCAGAAUGACCUAAUUGCACAGACGUCUUUUUAUGAAAUCUGUAAAUCAGAGUGUCCGUAUGUUAUUUUCCCUUUGCAGGGAAGUUUUUUUUAUUAUUAUUAUUUUUUUGGGUUUUUUUGUUUUUUUGUUUUUUUUUUUUUGUUUUUUUUGUUUUUUUUGUUUUUUUUUUUUUUUGUUUUUUGGGUUUUUGUUUUGGGUUUUGGCACCCUUUCUUUAGUAUUUACUUCAUGCAUUUACCCAAGUUAGAGUGCGAUUUGUGAGUAUAUAAAUUAACAAAAUUCCUGCAUUGGUUUUUC